UCGGGAGAAGAGCGGCCUGGCGCCUCACCGCGACCUAGGUGCGCAACACUGGCGGGACAGACCUAGGGCGCGGCCCCCGGACCUGGGCGGGCGCGGAGUUUAGCGUCUGACGGCGCGGGGGGCUGUGCUGAGGGGCGCGGGACUGGCCCGAGGUGCGGAGGCGGGUCCGAGCGAGAGGCUGAACUUCAAUCAUUAUCUAUCCCUGGAACUUACCAAGAAAAAAUCACUCACCUGGGCAGCUCACUGAUGAAUCUGACUGGUCUCAGAUCCUUAGAUCUCUCGCGCAACUCCUUGGUCAGUCUGGAGGGCAUCCAGUACCUGGUGGCUUUGGAAAGCCUCAAUCUCUACUACAACUGCAUCUCCUCUCUAGCCGAGGUGUUCCGGCUGCACCCCUUGACCAAGCUGGCAGAGGUGGACUUUCGGCUAAAUCCAGUGGUGAAGAACGAGUCUGACUACCGACUGUUCGUGGUGCACCUGCUGCCAAAGCUCAGACAGCUGGAUGACCGCCCUGUGCGUGAGAGUGAGCGGAAGUCGUCGUGGCUGCAUUUCACUGCAGAAGAACCUCUGGACUCGAAGCAGAGUGUCCCUGUUACUUUCCAAGACAGCAGACCACCUGCCUUGAGAGCCAAGAGUGCAGACCUUUGUGCCAAGAAGUCCCUGGUGAUGGAUGCAGACGACGAGGCAGUGCUGACCCUCAUCGCCGAGUGCGAGUGGGACCUGAGUAACCCCCCGCGCAGCUGCAGCUCCAGCUCCAACCAGCGGGACCGUGAGGCUGAUUGCCGUACCUCCCAUGAGAGCCAACACCUGCUGAGCCCUCAGUCGCUACAGCUGCAGUGUGGGGAUGCUGGCAGGAAGGGCCAGGAGAGGAGGAAGAGCAGCUCCUGGGGGUGCUCUGUGGAGAAGAAGAGCCAGUUGUGCGGAGAGCGCCCCAUGCAUCCCAGUGCUGAGCCUGAGGCCUUCAGACACGCACACUUCCCGCCCCACACAGACCCCAGAGACACUGAGGACCUGAGCACAUCCUCUCUGAAGUCCAGUCUGUCAUCACAGAAGCUGCCGAACCCCGGGCCUGCUCCUGACAAGUACAGAAAGCACAGAAUGCCCGGCGGAAGGUUCCAGGCCCCUGUGGACCAGGAGUGCCUGAGCUGCCCGGCAAGGACUGAAGGAGCUCUGAGCCCUGAGCAGAGCAGCACCGAGGGCAAGAAUGAGAGACAGAGAUCGGAGGAGUUGGAGCUGGGCGAACCACAGCCCCCCAGUAGGAGUGGUACCAGAGAGGUGGGGCCCAUUUCACACGUGGCUACACUCCCUGGCCUUCAAGGGGCACUGCUAGAGGCGCUGCUGGAUCUGGUGGACAGACACUGGACGGGCUGCCACUCCCUCCAUAGCGACAAGGCCUUCCUGGCUCAGGCACAGCAUGUCCUGGCCUCUGUCCAUGAGCUGGCCACUCCUCUGGACAGCAGCCCCAUGGAUCAGGAGCAGGAUGGGGACUUUCUGGCGGAGCAGCAGCACCUUCAUCACCUGAAGCUGGCCACGGUGGUGGCGGAGCUCAGCAGCACACGCCAGGAGAGGGAUGACCUGAGGCAACAUUUAGACAGAUCUUUGGAGGAGAAUUCCAGUUUAAAAUCACUUUUGUUCAGUAUGAAAAAAGAAGUAAAGAAUGCAGAGGCAUCAGCCACACUGAAUUUGCAGAUCACUGGACUCCAGACGAGUGUCCGGCGGCUCUCUGGGGAGCUGGUGGAGCUGAAGCAGCACCUGGAGCACUAUGACAAGAUCCAGGAGCUCGUCCAGAUGCUCCAGGAGAGCCACAGCUCCCUGGUCAGCACCAACGAGCACCUGCUGCAGGAGCUAGCCCAGGCACGGGCGCAGCAUCAGGCCGAGGUGGAGCAGCUGCACUGGAGCUACAAGGAGCUCAAGAAGACCCUGGCCCUGUUCCCAGCCACUGGCACACCCCUCAGCAGCUGCCCGUCCUGACCAUGGCGCUCUCCCUGCUUCCUUCCUUCCCUGCAGAGCACCUGCCCUUCUGAGACUAGCACUUUGUUGCUGUUGAUCAGCCAUGUAGAGUGAGCAGCAGCAUUUCCCUGCAUGCCUGCAUACAGAGAGAACUGUACAUGUCGCUACAAUCAUUAUUCUGUACUGAGAAAUUAUUUAAUAAAAAUACUUUUACACUGUUCUGAAAAGUGGCUCCUUUUAGGGUCGAGGUGAACGUGUCAUUGGAUUAUGAAACCUUUGUUCUGACAAGCAGGAACAAGGAAGUUUCUGGACUUAGUAGAACGAUAGUCGUGGGAAUAUGAGAAACACAGUUUGCAAGAUUAAAGCCCCCAGUGAAAUCACGCACCCGGCCCUGUUUCUCCCUUGCAAGCACUGCUGAAAACUAUGUUCUGACAGGCCAUGAAAUGUCAUUUUCUUUGACAGAUGUCUAUCACAUGCAAAGGUGGGUUUUUUGGUAAACAGUCAUCUUUUGGACAGGGAGAGUUCCCGUUAGUGUGCAGGAGGUCUAAAGAAGGUAUGAGGGGCUUAGGCUACCGCGUGUACUAUUGGACUGAACUUGGGUGGGCCUCACCUGGCAAUGCUAGGGCUUACACCUGGCUCUAUGCUCAGGGAAUCACUCCUGGCAGAGCUCGGGACUAUAUGUGACUCCAGGGAUCUCACAGGGAUUGGCCGUGUACAAGGCAUGUGCCUUCCCCGCUGUUCUGUCUCUGCCCAACCUGAUUUUUAACGUCUAAUGCAGGAAGAGCUGCUGAGGAGACACUUCUUGUUCCCAGGCCUUCUGUGAGGUUGUGGAAUCUGCCAGGACCCUGCUGCGGACUCUCUGGGCCCCAGAUGCCUUUCCUGCCUGUGUGCGAUGGGUCUGAGAAAUGGGAGGGACAGUUCAUUUUCGUGGCAUGAAGUUUGUGUUUCUGAACAGCAGAGGGCGCUCUGGCCUCCCCAGCAUUCUGCUCCCUGACCCCUCCUCUGGCUUGGCUCAUCCAGCUGUCCCUGUGUGUCUCUGGAACAUAGAACACCUCUCCUGGAGGAGGAGGGGGCUGGCCCAUCUGCCCUGUCUGGGUGAGAUUGCAGCAGUCUCUUUCCUGGACAUUAGU
Messenger RNA from Sorex araneus (European shrew), 3077 nucleotides. It is a transcript of the gene CEP72, whose product is annotated as centrosomal protein 72. Gene Ontology annotation, biological process: regulation of protein localization to centrosome; centriole replication; spindle organization. The transcript has 12 exons. Gene Ontology annotation, cellular component: centriolar satellite. Lineage: Eukaryota; Metazoa; Chordata; Mammalia; Eulipotyphla; Soricidae. Gene Ontology annotation, molecular function: protein binding. The record is from RefSeq and is a predicted model, not a curated record. Bases 247 to 1968 code for a protein of 573 amino acids.